AAACUUGGUUGAUUUUUAAGCAAAGAAAAUGAUAUUGCUCUGGGGACUGGUUGAGCUGGGUACGCUGCUAAGGAAAGAGAUUCCUGGCUGCUUCUUGAAGAAAGGCUUCAGGAUGUGAAAAAAGAAAGUGAAAAGUGGUUUCUGAUACCACACACCUGCUGUGGAGUGCUCCCUGCUGAGGUUUAAAGGGGGGGGGGGGGAACAACCGUGUUCUCCCCCUCCUAUAAAGUUUUCCUUCUGGGGCGGUGUGAAAGACCCAGGCGGGAUGGGGGAAAAUGGACUUAAGUGCUGUCACUUUAAGUAAGCGAAGUGGGAAAGAAGAGGUGGCAGGGGGGUAUUACAACUGCGUUCAGCCAUCAGGAGUGUCCCGCACAGCAGGAACAGGUCCCCAGCCCUUCAUUCCAGACUUGGAGGGGGACAUCCUCUUCCUGCUGGACAGCUCUGGCAGCGUCUCCUACUACGAGUUCUCCAAGGUCAAGGAGUUCAUCAGGGACCUCCUGCGACCCUUCACCUUUGGCCCCCACGACGUCCAGACCAGCAUCAUCCACAUCAGCACGGUGCCCACCAUAGAGUUCCCCUUCGACCGGUACCUGUCUAGCGAGGCGGUGCAGCAAGCCAUCCGAGGCACCCAGCAGCUCAUGGGGGACACCAACACGGGCAAAGCGCUCUCCUUCGCCAAGGAGAAGUUCUUCACGGAUGAAGCCGGCUCCAGGCCUGACGUGCCCAAGGUGCUGGUGUGGGUGACAGAUGGCUUCUCCACUGAUGACAUCUCCCCCCCCAUGCAGCUCCUGAAAGACAUGGGGGUCACGGUCUUCAUCGUCAGCACGGGGCGGGGGAACUUCCUGGAGCUCUCGGCAGCUGCCAGCCAACCACCUGAGAAGCACCUGCACUUCGUGGAUGUGGACGACCUGCCCAUCAUCACCAAGGAGCUAAGGGAUGCCAUCACAGAGGUUAUCCGAGCCACACGGCUGCGUGCUGUGGACAUCACCUCCAGUAGUUUCCGCCUGAUGUGGCCCAAGCUUCUCUCCAGCAGUACCGGCUAUUACGUGCUGGAGUACACCCCUACAGACGAACCCAGGAGGAAGCUGAUGCAGCAGGUGUCCGGGGACCGCACCAGCUUCCUGUUGAGCGACCUCGCCCCAGAAACCACCUACGAGGUUGUGCUCAUCCCUGAGUCCAACACGCACUAUAUCCCACCGCAGACCACCAGGGUCACCACGCUGCAAGAGGAAAUCAGUCCCACUCGGAUUGUCAUCUCGGAGUCCACGCCGCACAGCAUCCGUGUCAGCUGGUCCCCCACGCCGGACAGCGUGGUCAGCUAUCAGGUCCUGUACGGGCCGCUCCCCGGGAAUUCAGCCAAGCUUCUGGAGGUGGAUGGGAAGCACAACAGCACCGUGUUGGAAAACCUCGCGCCCAACACAACCUACUUGGUGACAGUGGCGGCCAUCUAUAAGUCAGGGAAGGAGAGAGCCCUGUCGGCCAAAGCGUGCACUCAGGAAGAGGGCUUCAAGGUGAAGCACUUGCGCUUUGAAGACAUGGGCCCCAACACCCUGAAGGCAUCCUGGGACUCUGCUGAUGGGAAAGUCCUUGGCUACCGCGUGAGGUGCCGGCGGCAGACGGGCCCCUCGUCUCUCAUCAGCGUCUCGCCUCAGGUCCACAGUGUGCUCCUGACAGACCUGGCCGCAGGCACCACCAACAAAGUGUGUGUGAAACCCGUGUACAAGGACCAGGCGGGGAAGGGGCUGUGCCGCAUGGUGCACAUGCAGCCUGCUACAGAAGCACAAGGAUACACGCGCAGGCAGAGAGCGUGAUGGACCCUGGACUGCACCGUUCCCCUGCAGAGCAAGGGGAAACGAUCAGACAAGAAUGACUGUGCAUGGUGGAGCCCCACACGUCGCUCCCCUCCUGCACUGUCCCUCGAGGUGUCAGCCCCCCUAGCUGUAGCCAAGCCCAGCGGGCUCCUGAAACUGUAAAGCACUCCCAUAUCUUACAAAGCGGCUCGGCAGGACAGAGCAAGCAGGCUGGUGGAUGGAUUCGAACCAUGCAGUGCUCUGGUUAAACAAUGUGCUAGCCCCCGUCCCCUUUCUUCUGUAUGAAUUAGCAAUGCAAAAGAGAAGCAGGGAAUCCUCAUUAUUGUUCACUUGCUUCCUGGUUUCUAUUUAUUAUCUCUUGUGUCUUCAUUAUGGCAGAGUAUAAGCAUGUUCCAGGUUCUAUAAGCGAAGACCUGGCCUUUCAGCUCUCGGCAUUGGGGUCCAAGAUGCCACGAGCUAAAUUAGUCUCCAGUAUGGAGCUCCACGGAUGGGGCUGGAGUGCAUCAGGGGCUGAAUAGCAUCCAUGAGCUCAGCAGGUUUGGGGUGCAGGCAGUGUCCUUGUCAUGGGAACUAGGAUCACACCAGGCAAAAUGAUGACUGCCACAAUAAAUAGCUCUUUUUAUCCAUGCAUUACAACAGAGCCCAUAUUAGCCAUCAAAUGCAACCACCUCUGGGGUGGAAGGUGGAAAAAACCAGCAAUAUAACACAGCAGUUCAGAGUGCACAGGGAAAACCCAGCUAAAACCAUGAGGUCUUGAGGAAGAGGGAAGAAGAGAAGCAAUUGCCCACCCAGGGUUCAGUGGCUGAGUCACUGAUCAGUCAACACCUUGACUCUGAUGUAAUGUGCUGGGGGAGGCGUUAUGACCACAGGUAGUUCAGAGAUGGUCCCAUGUCUGAUUCAGGAGACUGGUGCUCUGCUUGGUGAACGCUGAGGUAUGGAGCAGUAGGGUUGUUCCAGGGCAAGGGUGUGGGCAGGGGCCAAACACUGGCAGGGAGGCCUCCAUGGUCCCUGUCUGUUGAAGUCUUAGCUUGAGCGCCCAUGGAUUUGACCACUCCCUUCCAUGGAUGCCAAGUUUAGCCCAGGAGAUUAAAUAAAAAUAGAGGACAGCCUUGGAUGGUCUGCAGGGUUUUCAUUCCAGACCCUUCCCCAGUGCCACAGGCACAUGCUGCCUUGUUGCUGCCUUGUCCUGGUUUCCUGCUCUGCUCCACAGCCUGUGCCGCAUUUAAAAGAGGUGAUUAUGGAAGCAAAAAUCCUAGAUCUUUUCUGUGGCCCAGCUCAGUUGCUUUCAGGAUGGGGAGGUGUGUUUGCAAGAGGCUGCCAGCGAUUAUCUAAGUACCUUAGUGCAAAGGCCAUUUUAUUGGUUCAGGUCCCCCCUCUAAAGCAGAGGGUCAUAAGAGGAUGUACAUACUCCUCUGGUGGCCACAGGCAUGCCAAUGUGCAUAUAUUCCCCUAGGGAUGCUUGCUCCAUUGCGUAUGUAAAGCUUACUUCACCUUCCUGGGAUACAUUUUAGAGUUGUGCCGUAUGUUUGGAAAGACAUAUGCCCUGCAAGCCCUCCCUGGGCCUGAUCCCGUUCCAUCUGAGUCAGAGGAAGCUUUGCUCUUGAUCUGAUUGAGUCUUAUUUGUGCUGAGCUCUUACGUUGGCUUGUAGGCUUCAACCUCAUGCUGACCCUUUGCAGAGAGGCAAAUGUCUCUGUUGGCUCCAGUGGAAGAGGUUAAAGGACCCCGGUGUCUCUUUUAGGAUGUGCAUAUUUAAUCACAAGUAAUGCAGACAGAGGUUCUGCCCGCAUCCAGGGAAGGAUGCAGCCUCCUGAAGCUUUCAUGCUCUGAGAUGUAAGAGCAUCUUGUUCAUUCCUACUGUUAAGAUGGAGACUGCUUACAUUUGCACAACUCCCUAAUGUACUAACGUGUUAACAUUGCUUCCCCUCCAGUGUAACAUGUCCUUUUGAAGGCAGUAAAUUAAAUAUACAACAUGA
Molecule: messenger RNA, 3785 nt
Organism: Alligator sinensis (Chinese alligator)
Lineage: Eukaryota; Metazoa; Chordata; Crocodylia; Alligatoridae
Gene: VWA1
Product: von Willebrand factor A domain containing 1
Molecular function (GO): protein binding
Source: RefSeq, a predicted model, not a curated record